AUGGUCGUGGUUGCUGUUGUGUCCGUUUUCAGUUUAAUAUCCUUGAUCUCAAAUGAGAGAACAGUUUUUAUAAACAUAAAGGAUUCUGCAGAGUCCACGAAACACAACUAUGAAAAGCCUAUAGAGAAAACAGAAGAGGAAAAACUAGACUCGAAGCCUCAGCAUGCAAAGACGUUAAGGACGAAAUCUCCAAAACCUCAGCAUGCGGAGGUGUUAAAGAUAAAAUAUCCAGAGGAACCGGCGCCUACAAUUAUAGAGGAUAUUCUUUUGUCCAGCUCAAAGCCUCCGCCAGGAAGAACAAUAUUUUUUAUUGAGAGUAGUUGCUACCGUUCAGAUUCCCAGUACAAUAUGAGUAGUAUUAAAGCGCAUCAGGCUUGUCCCAUUGAAUCGGCCGCCUUGCAUAAUCCAAAUUUCCAAGUAUUUGUUUUGUUUGCCUGCCUCACCCACCGUAAUGAAUCAACGCCCAUCAUUGAUGCCAUCAUAAGCUACAAAAAUGUGCACUUUCGGUCGCUAAAUCUGGAUCGCUAUGCACAGGAUACGCCCAUCGGGGAUUGGGUCAAGAAAGGUGAUCUAUUUACAUCAAGUUAUCUGAUGUAUCACCUUUCCGACCUACUUCGAUUGAUAACACUAUAUCGCUUUGGCGGCGUCUACCUGGACAUGGACGUCUUGCAGUUACGCAGCUUGGAGGAUGAGCCACUAAACUUUGCAGGUGCUGAGAGAUCAGAUAGCAUUGGCAAUAGUGUUAUAAGUUUGGAGCCCAACGGCUUUGGCCAUCAGCUUGGCGAAUUAUUUCUGCAGGACUUUCAAAAGAAUUAUAUGGGGCACGUGUGGGCCCACAAUGGACCCAUGGUGCUAGUGCGCGUAUUGUCAGAGAUUUGUGGUACGAAAAAUGUUACCCUCAUGGAGAAUAAUCGGGAACGCUGUCAGGGCUUUAGAGUGUUCGAUAUUAACGCAUUUUUCGAGGUGAGAUUUGACGAGUGCAUACUGUUUUUCGAGCCGGAGAACGCGACUGAAACUCUGGCCCGCACUAAGAACUCGCGAAUGGUGCAUACAUGGAAUCACAUAAUCACAAGGUGGCCCCUUAAGAUUGAUUCAAAGGCCCCCUAUAUGCAUUGGGCGGCACAACAUUGUCCAAGGGUCGUUGCGGCCACUGGAGAGCUGUUCUAUUAA
This is a messenger RNA of Drosophila montana, 1170 nucleotides long. Its product is annotated as lactosylceramide 4-alpha-galactosyltransferase-like. NCBI's taxonomy places the organism in Eukaryota, Metazoa, Arthropoda, Insecta, Diptera, Drosophilidae. Gene Ontology annotation, biological process: glycosphingolipid biosynthetic process. The record is from RefSeq and is a predicted model, not a curated record. Bases 1 to 1170 code for a protein of 389 amino acids. Gene Ontology annotation, molecular function: alpha-1,4-N-acetylgalactosaminyltransferase activity. The transcript is spliced from 2 exons.